GUUCCAGACCAGACUCGCUGUCUCCCCGUUGUGCAGAUUCCGGUGCCGCGAUGCAGGCGGCGUUGCUCCCCAGGCUGUGGCUCCGCUGCUCUGUGCCGGCACUGCCGAGGCUGCUGGGUAGGAGCGGGCGAUACAGUGUGGGAGUGAGGCCUGACUUGCUGUGUGAGGCCGGGACUGUGCGGCUCUCUCUUCAGCUCGGAACUCUGUCCCCGGCCGGUGGGCUAAUGCUGCGGGCAAGUUCUGCGGGAUCCGGCCCCUCCCAGGUCCCACAGAAUCCCCCCAGUGGAGAGACCAGUGGCUCCAGCAAUGAGAAUGAGGAGAAGCCCAACAAGACCAAACAGCUGAGGAAAGUGUUUAAGGAGUACGGGGCGGUGGCGGUUUCAUUCCACGUGGCCAUCUCAUUGGUUUCCCUCGGCAUAUUCUAUGGCAUUGUCUCCAGCGGAAUAGACAUUACGUCGCUUCUCUUAAAAGUUGGAUUCAGCGAAGCGGUGGUCCAGUCCAAGUUAGCCGCCGGAACCAGCACCUUUGUGUUGGCAUAUGCCAUCCAUAAACUGUUUGCCCCUGCCCGGAUCAGCAUCACCUUAGUCUCUGUCCCCUUUAUCGUCCGAUAUCUCAGGAAGGUCGGUCUCUUUAAGCCUCCGAUCUAGCUCCAUUACAAGCACCUGAGCAGAAUAUUUUGUUUUUUGCCUUUUCACCAACCUGAUAUUCUGCUCAUUUUUCUUUGGCUUUUUUCUACUUGACCUUUACUUGAAAUGUGCUCAUUUUAAGAAUCGACAUUUGCUGAUAGAAACCCAAUUCAUGGCACUAAUAUGAGCAACAAGAACUUGGCAUCGGAGGAGUUUUCAGGGAGCUACCAGGUCAUUCAGUUGAUAUCGCUGCACCACUCGUUGGGCAAAGGAACCAGAAUAACUCAGAAAAUACUAACACAUAAUUCUAAUAAAUUAUUUUUACAAUCUAAA
Xenopus laevis (African clawed frog) is the source of this 959-nucleotide messenger RNA. It is a transcript of the gene mims2.S, whose product is annotated as family with sequence similarity 210 member B S homeolog. The record is from RefSeq and is marked provisional. Gene Ontology annotation, cellular component: mitochondrion. Lineage: Eukaryota; Metazoa; Chordata; Amphibia; Anura; Pipidae.